Molecule: messenger RNA, 1161 nt
Organism: Ceratosolen solmsi marchali
Lineage: Eukaryota; Metazoa; Arthropoda; Insecta; Hymenoptera; Agaonidae
Product: odorant receptor 46a, isoform A-like
Exons: 5
Coding region: 1-1161 (386 amino acids)
Biological process (GO): detection of chemical stimulus involved in sensory perception of smell; sensory perception of smell
Cellular component (GO): plasma membrane
Molecular function (GO): olfactory receptor activity; odorant binding
Source: RefSeq, a predicted model, not a curated record
AUGCAAGUAUUUCCAAUAACAUUUAAAAUUUUAACAAUUUGUGGUAUUUGGAGACCAAAAAAUUUUGACACUUUUAUAAAAAAGUAUAUUUACUACUGCCUAACAGUUUUAAUAUGUUUUUUAGUUUUUACAUUUACCUUAAGUCACUUAAUAGAUAUUAUAGUUUGCGCGAAUAAUUUUGAAGACUUAGCUGAAAGUUGUUUUAUGGUAUUGUCAAUGCUUAAUAUUUGCUGUAAAACUAUAAAUAUAUUAUAUUUGCGAAAUGAUAUAUUACAAUUACUAAAACUUCUUAUUAAUAGCCACUGUCAAGUAGUUGACGAAAUAGAACGAAAAAUAGAAAUCAAAUUUUAUAAUAAAAUUAGAUUCGUCACUUUAUUUUAUACGAUAUUAGCCGAAAUUACGUGUAUACUAAUUACAAUUCGAUCCUUUUUUGCAAGUACUACAAAUACUUUGCCUUUUAGAGCUUGGAUACCUUAUGAAAUACAAACUCAAUUUCAUUUUUGGAUUGUUUUCUUUCAUCAAACUAUUGCACAUGUUGUAGGUGCUAAUAUACAAAUAGCUAAUGAUACUUUAGUUUAUGCUAUGCUUAUACAAACAAAUAUGCAAUUACAAAUAUUAAAAAACCGAUUAAAAAAUAUAUCAAACAACUUUGAAGGCAGGGACGUUACUAAGUGUUCAACCAAAAAUAUCAAUGAUUCAAAAAAAUUAUUAGUAAAGUGUGUUAAAUAUCAUCGAUGCAUUCUUGAGUACUCUGAAAAAUUAAAUAAUACGUUAAGGAUAAUUAUUUUUAUUCAAUUUGUAGUUAGUUUACUUGUAUUAUGUUCAAGUGUUUACUUAUUAUCAAAAAUGAAAUUAGUGAGUAUGCAAUUCAUAUCACUUAUGCUGUACUUAUUUUGCAUGUUAUAUCAAAUAUUUCUUUAUUGCUGGUAUGGAAAUGAAAUUAUAUUGCAGAGUAUGGACUUAGGAAAUGUAGUAUAUAUUAUAGACUGGACAAAUUUAAAAAUAAAAGAUAAAAAAAAUUUAUUAAUACUUAUGUUGCUUUUUUGUAAACCAAUCAAAUUUACAAGUACUUUUCUUGUUACGUUAUCUAUUGAUUCAUAUUGUAAAAUUUUAAAGACAUCAUACUCGAUUUUUAAUUUAUUACAAAGGAUAUCCUUAUAG